This is a messenger RNA of Mya arenaria, 1445 nucleotides long. RefSeq lists its product as uncharacterized. NCBI's taxonomy places the organism in Eukaryota, Metazoa, Mollusca, Bivalvia, Myida, Myidae. The record is from RefSeq and is a predicted model, not a curated record. The transcript is spliced from 6 exons. The coding region runs from base 183 to 1058 and encodes 291 amino acids.
UUGCAAAACCAAGGCGUUUUCACAAUCAUAUGCACCUAAUUAGCUGGUUGGCACAGUACAAUGAUCUAUGAAACUCAUUCAUUGACAAGUGCUUUGAAGUGGUGUGCUCUAAUUGUGAACGAAUUUACUACUAUAAAAGUUAACAAGGUUUUCUAGUGAUCUACGUUACAAUUUUGAGCAAGAUGGACUUUAUAUGGAGAUCUAUUAUAUUGCUAUCAUGCCUAAGCUAUGGACAAUCGAGCGGUGUCAACACAGAACAGAGCCUACUCAACGCCUUGGGUUUCGACAUGAACCAGGCACUAAGCAAUUUGAACUCUGCAACUCGAAAUAAAAGAGAUGAUGAGUACUGCGCGCUUGGUGCCAUCCUUAACCGCAUCAACAGUUGCCCCGCCCACACUCAGUUGAUCGAGCUGUUGGCAGCCCAGAAAGGCGGGGAAAAUGUUGAUAUGAACUUGAUGGCCGAGCAUUUAUGCAAAGAUUCCGAAUGCACAAUCCGUUGUUUUACGGAAGCCAUUGGCCGAUGUCACCAAGCUGACGAAUAUUUCUUCGUGUCCGAUCCUGUGACUAGGACAGUUGCACAUCGUGCAAUGUGUGACAGAAAACAUAACUUUGCGGAGUUCAUAUCAAACUGCGGUGAACUGCUUCCCAAACAAUGUGUUAGUGGUCUCGUGAUGGCAGUACUGAACUUGACCAAUACCUUCAAUGAAGACAACAACUCUACAAAAUACCGUAUCGAUGGCUGCAGGGCAUAUUCUGAGUACAAGACGUGCUUCAAGGUUCCAAUCACUGAUAAGUGUAUCGCGGCAGAUGCAAGUUAUUUUGAAGAUCUGGCAAUCGCAAGUACAAGCUUUAUGAAAUGCAACGAUCAGAGUCACCACUUCUUCUCUAAGUAUGGGGCAGAUGUGCAAUGUGGGGACGAGCAGUAUCAACGCUACUUAACGGGUACAGCAGGUGUUUAUGGACUAGCAAGUACACCUGGACAAACCGAUGAAGCAACGAGUAACAGAUCAGCACUUAUAUUAUUGAUAUUUGUAGUCUUCAUUCAUUAUUUGUUCUAAAAUACGUUCAACAAAGCAACUUGUGACGAAGCGGCGCUUACACUGUUGAUAUGUUGCUAUGAGACUUUUAACCCAUGGUAUUAUACUUUUAAGGAAAGCAACCAGUCAUUGACUAGCAAUAGUCUCGUUUUAUUUGAAAUAUCCUACUGAAGUGCUUUACAUUCUUCAAAAUGCAGAUACAUAUUAAAUACCUGGUUAAAUUUUCAUUUCAGCAACUAUUGUUCUACGCAACAUAAUACAGAUUGAAUAUUUAGACUGAGCUAUUUAUCAACCAGAAUGUAAAACAAAUAUAAUGUCGUAAAGUAACAUGUUUUCUUGUUUGUGGUAUUGAAUCUUUCUGCAAACAGGACAGGCUGGUCCAACACAUACCAAAUGAGUCACACGCCA